AUGCAGGUGUACCAGGCGGAGAACGAAUUAGCGAUAGAACGCGGCGUGAAAGAUAUUCAAGACACGUGGGCUAGCAUAGCAUUCACGGUGGCUCGACACUUCAACCGCGGCGAGGACCGAGGGUACACACUGAACCCGUGCGAUGAGAUCUCUGUCAAGUUGGAUGAUGAUGCCAUGACGCUGCAGAGCAUGGCGGCUUCACAAUUCAUUGGUCCAUUCCUCUCCGUGGUACAUACAUGGGAGCGACGCUUGUCUCUGAUAUCAGAGGUUAUUGAAGAAUGGAUGGCUACACAGCGCAAGUGGCUCUACCUAGAGGGGAUCUUUGUCGGCGGUGAUAUACGCACACAACUGCCUGAGGAAGCGAAGAAGUUCGACGAUAUUGACCGGUCUUUUAGAAAGAUCAUGUUGGAUACGGCUAAGCGGCUGAAUGUAGUCGACUGCUGUACUAUAAGUGGUAGACUGGAGGAGUUCAUUAACCUCGGCAUUGGACUACAGAAGUGUCAAAAGUCCCUGAAUGAUUACUUGGACUCCAAACGACGUAUAUUCCCGCGAUUCUUCUUCAUAUCGACGGACGAGCUGCUGUCUAUACUUGGCAGCAGCGAGUGUAGCUGUGUGCAGGAACAUAUGAUCAAAAUGUUCGACAAUAUUCGUUCAUUGGAGCUGUACGUUGACCACACUAACCGGCCUGUGGCUGCCAAAAUGAUAUCCGCUGAAGCAGAGAUAAUGGAUUUCCGUAAUGUGGUAUACACAGAAGGCCGCGUGGAAGACUGGAUGAACCUCGUGCUAAGAGAGAUGAUGAACACUAACAGGUUCAUCACCAAGAAGGCUAUCUUCUACUAUGGCAGGAACUGGAAGGUGCCGAGAACGGAAUGGAUCCUCCAAUACCAAGGCAUGGUCUGCCUGGCUGCAAACGGAGUGUGGUGGACUGCGGAGACUGAGGAGACAUUCACACGUAUCCGCAAGGGAAACAAGCGCGCUAUGAAGGAACAUUUAGCUCAACAGAACGAACAACUUGAUGGAUUAGUUGUUAAAGUCAGACAGGACCUGUCAUCAAACGACCGGCUCAAAUUCCGUACGAUCACGACAAUAGACGUGCACGCGCGUGACAUCAUCGAAGGAUUUGUGCGAGACAACGUGACGGACGCCAGUGAGUUCGAGUGGGAGAGCCAGCUCAGGUUCUACUGGCUGAAGAGGAAUGAUGGUCUUUGGAUUAGGCAGUGCACAGGGGUCUUCGAGUACGGUUACGAGUACAUGGGUCUGAAUGGUCGUCUGGUGAUCACCCCACUGACCGAUCGAAUUUACCUCACCAUCACACAGGCUCUUACUAUGCAACUAGGAGGAGCACCUGCAGGUCCCGCGGGUACGGGCAAGACAGAAACAACGAAGGACCUAGCGAAAGCCCUGGGUCUACUAUGUGUAGUGACCAACUGUGGGGAAGGAAUGGACUUCCGCGCAGUAGGACAGAUCCUCGCUGGCCUGUGCCAGUGCGGGGCGUGGGGAUGCUUCGAUGAAUUCAAUAGGAUAGAUAUUUCUGUGCUUAGUGUCAUAUCCUCACAGUUGCAAUGUAUUAGAAGCGCGCUGUUAAUGAAGCUGAAGAGGUUUACUUUUGAAGGUCAAGAAAUAGCAAUGGACAGUAAAGUAGGUAUCUUCAUCACCAUGAACCCUGGGUACGCUGGUCGCACGGAGUUGCCGGAGUCUGUGAAAGCAUUGUUCAGGCCUGUCGUCUGCAUCCUGCCUGACCUGGAGCUCAUCUGUCAGAUCUCACUGUUCUCUGAUGGAUUUCUUACUGCUAAGGUGCUAGCAAAGAAGAUGACAGUACUAUACCACGUGGCCCAGCAACAACUGUCCAAGCAGUCGCACUACGACUGGGGACUGCGUGCUCUCACUGCAGUGCUACGUAUGGCGGGGAAACUACGCAGGGACUCGCCAGGACUUAGUGAGAUUAUGGUGCUUAUGAGGGCACUCAGGGACAUGAACAAUCCAAAGUUCGUGUUUGAGGACGUGCCAUUGUUCCUGGGUCUGAUCAAGGAUCUGUUCCCUGGACUAGAGUGUCCACGCGUGGGUUACCCAGACUUCAACGCUGCGGUCAAUGAAGUACUGGAGAAGGAUGGCUAUAUCGUGCUACCUCAUCAGGUUGACAAAGUGGUACAAUUAUACGAGACGAUGAUGACUCGCCACUGUACGAUGCUGGUUGGUCCCACCGGCGGUGGGAAGACCGUCAUAUUACAUACUAUUGUCAAGGCACAGACUCUACUGGGACUGCCUACUAAACUUACUGUGCUCAAUCCUAAGCUUCUGUCAGCGGCUUCGCCCGCGUUCUCGUGGGAUGAUAAGUUGCCUAUGAGUUUGUAG
Spodoptera litura is the source of this 2352-nucleotide messenger RNA. NCBI's taxonomy places the organism in Eukaryota, Metazoa, Arthropoda, Insecta, Lepidoptera, Noctuidae. The record is from RefSeq and is a predicted model, not a curated record.